AUGGGUGUUGCCAAUAUUGAAUAUAAAGUUCUCAAGUACAUACCCUUUACCAUUCCCAUUUACGAGUUUGUUACAAGAUCCUAUUUGACAGCAAUUGGUUUAAUAAUCUUAACAUAUUUUUUAUUAUUUAUCUAUAAGACUGGGGAUCAAUCAAUCAAAGCAAGAAUGAACGAGUUUGGUAGAAAUUUAAAAGACGCUGGUAAUAGCGCGUUGCGUCGAAUGGCACCAAAUAGCAAUUAUUUUUCAAAUAUUGAUGAGCAAAUCUUGCAAAGAGGAGGCUAUGUGGGUGGUUUAUUGAAUGACGGUAACUUCUGUUUUAUGAAUUCAGUUAUUCAAUCUUUAGCUUCUUCAAAAGAAUUACUAAAAUUUUUAGAUGAUGAGAUCAUUGGAAGAUAUGAAAGUCUUGAGAAGGAUUUAGUUGCUGAUGAAGAUUCUGUAUCAGAGUCAAAUGAGCAAAACGGUAAGAAACAAAAGGCUAGUAAUGGGAAAGUUUAUGGGAAGUCUAAAAAGAAACAUAAUAGGUCAGUCGACAAUGGUGAUAAUGACACAGAGCCUGAUAUUCAAUUUACUAUUGCGUUUAAAGAAUUAUUAGACAAACUUAACUAUAAGUAUUAUAAAGAAAGGCCUUAUUUUAAAACUAAUAGUAUGGUGAACAAAAUGUCCAACUCUCCAAAGAAGAGUAUGUUAAUGGCCUAUGAUCAAGAAGACGCUCAAGAAUUUUUCCAAACUAUUUUAUCUGAAUUGGAAAAGAAUAUCAAGACUCUAGAAUCUAGAAAAGAUGACAAGACACCAGUACCAGCUAAAAAUUUAUCCGAAGAUGAUAUGAUAGGUCAGGCACAUCUAGGACGCAUGGGUACUGUAUAUAUUCCAUCAGAGCAAAUUGAUCCUAAUUCAUACACUGAGGGAAGUACAGAAAAAUCCUUCACCCCUUUCAAAUUGGUUACACCAUUGGAUGGUAUUACAGCUGAAAGAAUUGGGUGCUUACAGUGCGGUGAGAAUGGUGGGAUAAGGUAUUCUGUUUUCUCCGGCCUCAGUUUGAACUUACCCAGCGAGAAUAUUGGAAGUACGUUAAAAUUAUCUUCACUUCUUAACGAGUGGAUAAAACCAGAAAUCAUUGAAGGAGUCGAAUGUAAUCGUUGUGCAUUGGAAGCAGUACGUGAACAUCUCCUGUCCCAGAUGAAGGAAAUUGACGGAUCUGCUAACACUCCUGCAAAGUUAGUAGAUGCUAUGAGAACACGUUUGGCAGAGUUAGAAGAAACUUUAAAGAAACCAGUUAUUGAUGACGAUGAUUACAAAAAGCUUCACACAGAAAAUAUGGUAAGAAAAUGCUCUAAAUCAAAGCAAGUUGUAAUUUCAAGACCUCCUGCCUUGCUUUCUAUUCACAUUAAUAGAUCAGUCUUUGAUCCAAGAACUUAUAUGAUAAGGAAAAAUAACUCGAGGGUCUUGUUCAAAUCUAGAAUGAACCUUGAACCUUGGUGCUGUGAUAUCGAUGAAAUCAAUCUGGAUGCCCGUCUUCCUAUGUCAAAAAAGCAAAAAGUUGUGGAAUCCAGUGAAGAUGAAAAUAUCGGCGGUGACUAUUAUAGUAAGCUUCACCAAAAAUUUGAAAAAGCAUUUGAGGAUGAGGACGAAGAGGAAUAUGAUGAUGAGGAUGAAGAAUACAAUAAUGGCAUAUACGAAUCUAGAAACGUAAGUGAAUAUGAUCCACUGAAUGGUGAACUGUCCUCUGACUACUCUGAAGAAGAUGAGAUAUCCUCUGAUGAAGAAGUUGAUGCAUUAGGCAAUACAAUUCCAAAAAAGAAAACUGUUACUUUGAAUGAUGGCUCAUUAACAGAAAUUUCAGUUGCAAAUGGCAAUAUUGUGGAUGGUGAUGGUAAUGAAGAUAAUAGUGAAAAUGAAGAUGACGAUGAUGAUGAUGAUGAUGGUGAUGAAAAUUACACAGAUAAUGAUGCUGAAGAUGAUGAAGCAGUUGAUUCUGACGAGAGUAAUAGAUCGCAAGAUGCUGUUCAAGCGCCACCCAUUAAUCUAGCUCCACGUUACUCGACUGUAAACCCAAGCCCACUAACAUAUGCUUUGCGUUCUGUGAUUGUUCAUUACGGAACACACAAUUAUGGUCAUUAUAUCGCAUAUAGAAAAUUCAGAGGAGUAUGGUGGAGAAUAUCAGAUGAGAGUGUGUAUGUCGUUGAUGAGGCAGAGGUCUUGUCAACUCCUGGUGUGUUCAUGUUAUUCUAUGAAUAUGAUUACGAUGAGAAAACAGGCCGUAUGAAGGACGAUAUUGAAUAUGAGUUCCAAUUGCAUAACGCGGAAAAUGGCGGAAAUAAAAAUGAUACGGAAGAAAAUCUUGAUCAAUCUGAAUUGGAAAAAGAAUCUGACUGA
Nakaseomyces glabratus is the source of this 2373-nucleotide messenger RNA. RefSeq names its product ubiquitin-specific protease UBP1 (gene UBP1). Gene Ontology annotation, molecular function: cysteine-type deubiquitinase activity. Lineage: Eukaryota; Fungi; Ascomycota; Saccharomycetes; Saccharomycetales; Saccharomycetaceae. Gene Ontology annotation, biological process: protein deubiquitination. The record is from RefSeq and is a predicted model, not a curated record. Gene Ontology annotation, cellular component: nucleus; cytosol.